CACCUGACUGCGUAGGUAGCCAGCAACCAGCUUACCCCAGUCAGUCCCAGUCGACUGAGCACCGCGGCAACUUACAUACAUAUUAUACGUGUGGUGUGGAUACGGACACAAACUCAAGAUGGACGAGGAUUACUGGUGUGAUUUUGUCGCUGGAUGGAUUGGGGGGUGUGCUGGACUGUUAGUUGGACAGCCAAUGGACACUAUCAAAGUACGACAACAAGCACUGACUAAAGUGUCCUCAAAGACUUCCAUCAUAAACAUCUUCAAAUAUGAGGGAAUACGAGGAUAUUAUAAGGGUUUGAGCUUUCCGUUGUUAGCAGCGGGUACCCUUAAUUCUCUCUUCUUUGGUGUCUAUGGCAACAGCAUUAGAUGGUUAUCUGGAGAUAAGGACAAGCCAUCAACUUCUAAUGUCUACAUAGCUGGCUGUGCUGGAGGAGUUGCACAGCUAAUAGUAGCAUGUCCAGUAGAUUUGGUCAAAAUUAAAAUGCAACUGCAAUUGGGCGCCUCAAAAGAAGUGUGGGGAAAAUUUAUGGAGACAAACUACAAAGGACCAAUUUCAUGCUUUCGAAAGUUGUACAAAAAUGGUGGUAUCAGUAGCUGCUAUACUGGUAUUACUACUAUGUUUCUCAGGGAUGUGCCUUCAUUUGGCAUAUAUAUGAUGCUCUAUGAAACAUUCAUGAGAAAUACUUGUGGCUCAGAUCGAAAUGCAAGUCCAGGGGCUGUGAUACUUUGUGGUGGCAUGGCAGGGGUGAUAUCUUGGGCUUCAAUAUUACCACUGGAUGUUGUCAAGUCUCGAAUCCAGGCUGAUUGCCCGAUUAAUCCUCAGUACAAGAAUUUAUGGGACUGUUUGGUGAAAAGCUACAAGGCAGAGGGCCUUCAGGUUUUCACAAGAGGAUUCUGGAUGAUGUCCCUUCGUGCCUUCCCAACCAAUAGUGCCAUCUUCUUUGGCUAUGUGACAUCCCUUGAUCUUUUAAGGAGCAUUAGUUCACAAGGAUAAUAAAAUAAAUAUCUACUGAUA
Messenger RNA from Homarus americanus (American lobster), 1018 nucleotides. RefSeq names its product solute carrier family 25 member 45-like. Gene Ontology annotation, biological process: transport. The record is from RefSeq and is a predicted model, not a curated record. The transcript is spliced from 8 exons. Gene Ontology annotation, molecular function: transmembrane transporter activity. Gene Ontology annotation, cellular component: mitochondrion. Lineage: Eukaryota; Metazoa; Arthropoda; Malacostraca; Decapoda; Nephropidae. The coding region runs from base 119 to 997 and encodes 292 amino acids.